This is a messenger RNA of Astrephomene gubernaculifera, 5873 nucleotides long. NCBI's taxonomy places the organism in Eukaryota, Viridiplantae, Chlorophyta, Chlorophyceae, Chlamydomonadales, Astrephomenaceae. The record is from the annotation of a GenBank genome assembly.
UCGAGACUCUGAAUCCAGCACCGAGACCCAAUAAAACCUAUCUAUCUUCUUUGUCGUACUAUUUUUUAGCCGUGAAUAUCCACACUCGCAUAAACUAUCCCCAGAACUGCGGAAACUACUACUAUCUACUACUCUCCGUAGAGGUUCAGGCCAUGACGGUGCAGUCGCCAUGUGCCGAUGCGGAAAAAGCUCAAGGCAAGGUGCCGAUGAGGAAAAAGCUCGAGGCAAGGUCGCGGAGGAAAACUGGAAAGCGCUGAAUGAAGGGCCCCACAUGUGUCCAGCUGUUGCGCACCUGCUUACGCCGUAUGCCCACAGCAAGCGGCAUAGUUGCAGUCACCCAUCACUUCCACCAACUUCUUACCAAGAGCAUCGAGCAGCCGCGAUGCACAACUGAGGCAGAAGUACUCAGCGGACGGGACUGGUUCACAUUUAGUGCGGGUGAACCAUUAAGAUUAAGACUUAUGUGUACCACGCGGGUAAAAAGGAGUUGAAACCGGCAGUGGUACAGGGUUGUGCCACACAAGGUUGUGCCACCCCACCCCAACCUGUUCGCCUCUGCAGACCCACUUUGACUCACCUAUCUGCCCCUUGCGGCUCUGAUAUCUCAGCAUACGCGGCACACGCAGCAAUGUUCGUGUGACCUGCUCAGGGUCAAAGUAGUCGCCAUGGUGCAACACCGGGACCGCCGCCUGCUCAAGGCCAAGCUCCCCCUCCACCGCAGGUACCUGCUCAACAGCAUUCUGCAGCUGGGCCCCACCUUCAUCAAGGUCGGCCAGCUGUUCAGCACCCGCUCCGACCUGCUACCCGCUGAGUUCGUGCAGGAGCUGUCCACACUGCAGGACCGGGUCCCCGCCUUCCCCGCCUCCCGGGCGCUAGCCAUCAUCCAGGAAGACCUGGGCCGACCCGUGGGUCAGCUCUUCGCCGACUUUGACCCGCGACCCAUCGCAGCGGCCAGCCUGGGGCAGGUGUGAGGGAGGGCGAGGAGCGGGGGCCCUGAUGACCUUCCUGACCUCUCUGACCUUAUAUGGCUUGUAGGAGUGUGUUAUUCACGCUGUGGUUGGAGAAACAUGCCACGAAAUGGCCAAGUGGAAAGCAGCCGGCUAGUCCGUGCCACACUGCAACCGUGCCACCGUGCCUCCCCCACCUCCCUCCCUCCCCUGUAGUAUCCUUGAGUCUUGAAGUCUUGAGAUAAGUAACCGUUCCAGUAGUCCAUAUACUGGAGGUGGUGACAACCACCGGUUGGUAGAUCAGAAUAAUAUAGGGCGGCUAUGAAGCCGUACAGUUACAGAUGCCGGACGGAAACCAGAAUGCUUCCAAGACCAACCAGUAGUAGUACCUACAGAUAAUCUGUUCAUUAUCUGUAGGUAAUGAACAGAUUACAUUACACCAGCAGCACAGAUGCUACGAUAUGACCAGACGACAUAUCCCCGUUACAUGUCCAGAUGCAUGCAACCUGUCAUCAGAAUGACAGCCGAGUGCCAGACGCACAGUAAGCACAGAUGCUUAGUAUAAAUCAGACAGCAAGUAGUAAGCUCCAGCAUGCGCUAUACUACAAGUGCUCCCCCUCUAGGAGGCAGCGUCCUCGCGCCGACCAGAAGCACGGAGACGAACAGUAGUCAGCUCUUCUGCGAGAUCAGGGGUGAAGUUCUUAGCAGGUUCCCAGCUGUUGUGCUCAGAGGAGUAGCCAGCCCAUUUGACCAAGUACUCAUGCACGUUACGCUUACGGCGUCCCUUGCCGACCUUGCGAAGCCGGUAAUCUAAGACACGUUCAACAGUAAACAGAGGCUCACUGCGUACCCAAGCAACAGGACCCGGUUCAGCAGCAGACGUGGCAGAAUCCCCGCGAUAAGGCCGUACCAGAGACACGUGGAAGGUGGGGUGAAUGCGCAUAUCCUCAGGCAAGCGCAACUCAACCGCAGCGUUGCCCACCAUACGUACCACCGGGUAAGGUCCAAUCCACCGAGGCAGCAGCUUACGAGAACCAGACACCUGCGGCCGUAGAUUCUUCGUACUCAGCAUGACCAGCUGCUCCGGCUCGAAGGUAACGUCCUGCUUGCUCCGGUUGUAGUACUCAGAACUACGUUGCUGGGCAGCAUCCAGACAAGCCUUAGCGUCAGCAAUGCGUGAAACGAACGACUUAACGAACGUCUUGGCUUCAGGCACAGAUACCUCAAGCUCACGCCACAGAGGCACAGAGGGGUGGAAACCGUAAUUCAGGAAGAAGGGAGUUUCGCCAGUUGACCGGUUAACAGCGUUAUUGAUGGCAAACUCAGCAGCAGUCAGAUGAGAGUCCCAAGUGCUAGGGUUACGUCCAGCAAAGUUACGUAGCAUGUCACCCAGUACCCGGUUAAUGCGCUCCGUCUGUCCGUCAGUCUGGGGGUGGUAAGCAGUCGAGUUGUUAACACGGAAGUCAAGCAGCUCAGCCAGCGCUUUCCAAAACUUACUCACGAACUGCGGACCGCGGUCAGACACCACGCUCUUAGGCAGCCCAUGCAACCGAACCACGUUAUCCAGGAACAAACGAGCCAAGAUCAGUAGUGCAGGUGGUGGUAGUGGGCACCAGAUGUACCAUUUUGGUCAGCCGAUCCACCAAAACUAGCACCGCGUCGUACUCCCCCUCAGGUUUAGGACGCGCCACGACAAAGUCCAUUGACACGCUUUCCCAAGGCGCAUCAGGAACAGGCAGAGGUUGCAGAAGCCCAUGGCCCUUACCGGACAGGACCUUGUUGCGCUGGCAGCUGUCGCAGCUCGCCACAAAGUUCUCCACGUCCUUAGCCAACCGAGGCCACCAGAACUUGCGACGCACCAGCUCCAAAGUACGAGAGUAGCCAGGAUGCCCAGACAGCGGACCCGCAUGGGAACAGUGAACCAUGGGUCAGUGGCAUACGCACGCAGAAUGCGCUUACCAAAAUCCUUCGCGUACUCAGGACUAGGGUCAGGCAGAACAGGCGCAACAGGCUCAACAGGCAGAGCGGGGACAGGAAUAGGCAGCGGCGCAGCGUCCGUAGCAGCAGGAGGGUCAAGAGCCAUACCUUCCGUUGCUGCAGGCUCAGCAGCCUUAGCCGCCUUCGCAGCCUGUCGACGAGUCACGACCGCGAGCACCAGGUUAUGCAGGGCAGGGUGACGGCUCAAGGCAUCAGCCACGACGUUAAGGUUUCCCUUGCAGGACUCCCACUUAUAGUUGAAGCGAGCCAAGUAUUCCAUCCAGCGAGCCUGCCUGCGGUUCAGAGUUGGCGUGCCUUGCAGAAAGGUUAGCGGUUUGUGAUCAGUCUUCAGGGUAAAGGGAUUGCCUUCCAGGUAACAGCGCCAUUCACGCAAUGCAUGCAGUACGGCAAGCAACUCCUGUUCGCCCGUGGUGUAGUUGCGCUCAGCAGAUGAGAACUUCUUGCUAGUAUAGGCGACAGGCCGCCCUUCUUGCAACAGAACUGCACCCGUACCAUGCAAGGAAGCAUCAGUAACCACCUCAACACGGAACGGCAGCGAGAAGUCAGGGAAACGCAACACAAUGUCCUCAGAGACAACACGUUUGAUGACGUCAAAAGCAGCUUGACACUCAGCAGUCCAGGCGUCAGGCUUCGAAAAGGCAUCCUUACGGGUCAGAGCAGUGAGAGGUGCGGCAACAGCAGAGUACCGCGGAAUGAACUUACGAAAGUAGUUGGUCAGCCCCAAAAACUUACGCAGCUCCUGCAGGUUCUUAGGCACAGGCCAGUCCCGUACGGCAGCCGUCUUACGGGGGUCCAUGCGUACACCGUCCGACGCCACGAUGUGCCCAAGAUAUCCGACUUGCGGCUGCGCCCAGUGGCACUUCGAAAGCUUAGCGUAAAUAAAGCUGCUUCCGCCGCAGAGUGUCCAGCACGACCCGCAGAUGGUCCAGAUGCUCCUCGAGCGUCUUCGAGUAAACCAGCAAGUCGUCAAGGUAGCAGACAACGUACUUGCCGAUCUUGUCGCCGAACAUACGAUCCAUGCAGGCCUGGAAAGUAGCAGGGGCGUUGACUAGGCCAAAGCUUAGUACCGUAAACUCGAAGUGACCGAAAGGGGUGCGAAAAGCAGUCUUAGGGAUGUCCGACUCAGAAAUCCGGAUCUGGUUAUACCCUUGCUGCAAGUCAACAGAUGAGAAGUAACGAGCCCCCUUAAGCUUGUCAAGCAGGUCAUCCACCCGUGGCAGUGGAUAACGGUUCUUCACCGUGCUCGCGUUCAGGCCCCUAUAGUCAAUGCACAUGCGCAGGGAACCAUCCUUCUUACCCACGAACAGAAUAGGCGACGAGUAAGGCGAAGUACUGGGACGUACCAUACCUUUAGCCAACAGGUCAGUCACCUGCCGCUUUACCUCAUCCAGCUCCUUGGGGCUCAGGCGGUACAUGGGCCGCGACACAGGCUGUGCUCCGGGCAUCAGGGGAAUGGUGUGGUCGACCGGCCUCAUGGGUGGCAGUCCAGGGACCUCACGGAACACGUCGGCGUACUCCUCCAGAAGCGCUUUCACUGCAGGCUCAACGCUCUCAGCUUGCGGGGCAGCAGCGUUAGCAAACAAGCGAGGACGCACCAGCAACCCAUGUGCCCCCUUGCGCAAGAGACGGGUAGCCUCCUUACGCCCAACACGCUCAGGAUCAGCAUGCGAACAGAUAGCAGCGGCAGCAAAGCUAACGCUCGGGUGGAGCCGUGAAGGACACACGAUACAGUAGUCGUCCCUUGCGCAGAACAAGAGACUGUGUGCGGAAGUCCAAGGAUAAGCCGUAUUGCCUCAUGGUAGCCGUACCCAGGAUGUACGACGCCGCAUCAGUCAUGGAAGGCAACACGUGCGGCUGGACAGACAACCUAACCGCCCCCACAGCAAGUCGCAGCGUGACCUGCCCCAAGAUGGCCUGCUUACCUCCAUCGGCCAAGGUCACAUGUUUCCAGGGCGAAGCACGGAUAGUAAGACCCAGCUGAUCCACCACAUCCUUGCCGAUGAAGUCGUGCGUAGCCCCAGAGUCCAGAAGCGUAGUAAGGCUGAGCCCGCCAGCCCGAGCAGUGAUGAGCGGCAGGCUACCUUCUGCGGACAGGGCAGUGACUCGGAGGGCAGUAGCACGGGGCUCAGAAGUCACAGGAGGAGCGGGAGAUGGUGUAUCGUACCAGACUUCAGCAGCGUAUGGAAAACCCGGCAUGGCCCUAGCUUCGCCCUCAAGCGUUAGACCGUUGAACAGGCUCAUACCCGCUGGAAAACGCACCACCCGCUGCAUACCUGUAAGGAGUUCAGAUACCUUAGGCACGUAGUGAGCAGGCAACAAGAUACCUAAGGCUGUGUCAGGGCGACGGCUUUUGCAGCUGCGGUAAUGCUCUAGGUGCGACUGCAAUUCCCGAACAGAAGAGGGGACAGACCAGACCGUGUGCCCUCCUACGUCAACAGAUGAGAGGGAACGUCCGCGCGGCUCGUACAGGUUACAGAGCUCUCGAAAGCCAGCACGAACCACCCGUGCAUCAAACGAGAAACGCCGACCGACCAGAUGUUCGACGUCCUCUAGCACCGUAGGAAGCACCACCCGCGUCUCACGCCAGUCAGAUAGAAACGCAGGUUUGGCAGGUAGUGAAAGGAACCCAGGUAGCAACCCCUCGCUACCUUCCUGGGCAACCCCCUAAGCAGCCGUCUUGUUCUUGCCCUUGCCGUUGCCACCGUUGCCGCCCUUGCCGCCCUUGCCCUUGAACGGACGCUUGCCCUUGCCGUUGCCGUCGUCAGCGUCGUCGGGCUUGUUCGGGCAGUCAGCAGCCCGGUGGUCCGGCGAGGCGCAGUACCAGCAGAGGUUGUUGUCCUCACGGCGCCAGAACUCCUCACGCGUGCAACGGUACUUGCGCAGGAACUCCUUGGGGUCCUUCCCCUCGCGACUGGCCAGGACAGCAGC